CCAGAUUUUUUUAGCAAUUGAUUUUAUUGCAACAAUCCAAUCAGCGAGCGGGCCCGGCGAGUAGCAACGCGAGCCUGUGAGCGACCGGCGAGCCGGCCAGCGGCAGCCACAGAGCUUCAAGCGAAAGGCCAUGGGAGGACGAAGAGGAAGCAUGAGGCAUAGAGGAACUGUUGUGUGGAAGGAGACACGCGCAUGGAGGGCGGGAUGGAAUCGUGUGGUCUGGGACGCGCGCAUCGUGCCGCUAUGGGCCGACCGGCCGAAAUUUCAGCCGAUGCGCCGGCGCCUAACAGUCGCCUUCCGAUCCUGUCCAAGAAGUAAGAGAAAGGCGAUCGAUGACUCCUAAUAGCAGCAUAAAAAGGUGGGAGAAGGUCACACCACUGAGUCGGACACGCCAACGCCUUCGGUCGAAGCAAAGCAACAUCCGUCCAUAAUAAAAGCGGAAGCUUUGCUCUCAUCUUCUCCUCCGAUCCAAAUUCCAAACAAGCAAAAAGGCGGAGCAAGACCAAAGCGGCCAGUCUCUUGCAAGCCUCGCCGCCGUCGCCGCCGGCUGAUCAGCUCCGGUGCGUGCGUGCGUGCGAGCGGGAUGGGCAGCGGGAGGCCGGCUGCGUGGCGGACGUGCGCGGCGGCGGCGGUGGCUGCGUGCGCCGUGCCGGUGGCCUUGUCACUGGUGCUGCUCUGGCUGCCCCUGCUUUGCUGCGCCGUGGCCGUGGUCCGGUUCCGGCGGGCGAGGAGGAGGAUGAUGCAGAUGUGCGGCGGCAGCACAAGAGGCGGCGGGCGAUUUGGGGCGGUUGACGCCGGCGAUCGGCUGGGGCUGCUGCAGAAGUACCUCGAGGACCAGCUGGAGCUCGUCGGCGCGGAGGCAGGGGGGCUCCUCCGCGACCUCAGACAAGGGAAGUGCAGCGGUUGACGGUCGCGUUUCCUUGUUCUUUUUGGAGGUCUGUAGGAUGGCUAAUGUUUGGAAGAGGCCGAGACGAUUUUGGUCGUGUUUUGUGCUUUGUGAAAUGAAACAUCGAGAAAUUAGAGACUACUACUUUCUUUUUGCGAAAUUAGAGGAAUUAGAGACUACUGCUAGCAUUUCUUGUCACCGUGAUUAACAAGAUGGGAAAGAAAGAGAUCGGCUACUAAACUUAUGUUCUUUCUUUUGCUGAAUUUUGGGUAUGCUGUGUUCACUUUCUAAUCUGACUUGCUUUGUUAAUACCCGCUCGCUCGUUGUGUCUUGCAUCAAACGACUAGCCGCAUCGCUUCUCUCCAAGUUGAAGCUACACGGAGACAUUUCUUUUGUAACAGCUGAUCCAGACGCGUUAAAGUGAAUUAUCUUGAAAUUUCCCUUUAAAACAAUUUUUUUUCCUGAAACAGCUCACGAGGACGAGCUU
This is a messenger RNA of Triticum aestivum (bread wheat), 1373 nucleotides long. RefSeq lists its product as uncharacterized. Bases 584 to 907 code for a protein of 107 amino acids. NCBI's taxonomy places the organism in Eukaryota, Viridiplantae, Streptophyta, Magnoliopsida, Poales, Poaceae. The record is from RefSeq and is a predicted model, not a curated record. The transcript has a single exon.